Messenger RNA from Cynara cardunculus var. scolymus (artichoke), 1940 nucleotides. RefSeq names its product rop guanine nucleotide exchange factor 14-like. Gene Ontology annotation, molecular function: guanyl-nucleotide exchange factor activity. The transcript is spliced from 9 exons. Bases 187 to 1863 code for a protein of 558 amino acids. The record is from RefSeq and is a predicted model, not a curated record. NCBI's taxonomy places the organism in Eukaryota, Viridiplantae, Streptophyta, Magnoliopsida, Asterales, Asteraceae.
GUACUGACACAGUGACACUGUAGCAUGACUUAAAUAGAUUCGACGUAUCAAACUUGCUAUUUCGCCGUUUCAGCUGCCUACCUUGUGAAGAAGCUAAACGAGAAGUCGGUUUCUGAAAUCAUUCAGGGGGCCGGUUACUAGACUUGCUCGCACAAACUUAAAAUUAUCAGUCCAUUAACAUAGAGGAUGGUGUUGUUGAGGAGGAGGUUGAAUUGCUGUACAUGGUUCAAGGGAAUCAGCAAUAGCAUCGACCUUGAUCAACCACCUGACAGAAUUAUGACCUACAACGGACUUGAGAGCUGCAUUCUCAAUGCUAACUCUUACGAAGAUGAAAGUGUAGCAAGCAAAGGAGAUGGAUUCCCAACCGAUUCACCAGAUGAAGAUACCUCGAGCUGUUGUUCUAGCAACAAUCCUUCUGGGUCCUCUUUUUCUCAGUGGACUACGAUGAAGAGGGACGAGCAUGGACUAGACGAGUGGGAGUACUCAGAUAGCCCAAGCCCGUUCAUUGCCAAAGAGAAACCAUCUUAUGCAGUUCAAUUCUCGGAUGUGGAGGUAAUGAAAGAAAAAUUUGCAAAACUCUUGUUGGGUGAAGAUACUACAGGAGGACGCAAUGGAGCCUCCACUGCUUUGGCUUUGUCCAAUGCCAUAACAAAUUUAGCCGGAGCCGUUUUUGGAGAACUAUGGAAGCUUGAACCUCUGCCGGAGGAGAAGAGGAUUAAAUGGAGAAGAGAGAUGGAGUGGUUGCUUUCUCCUACCAACUAUAUGGUUCAGUUAAUUCCUGCUAAGCAAUGUGGUGCAGACGGCAGGAUAUUAGAGAUAAUGACACCAAAAGCUCGUGGAGAUAUUCAUUUGAAUCUCCCAGCCCUACGAAAGUUAGACUCCAUGCUUCUUGAAACACUGGAUUCGAUGAUCGAUAUGGAAUUUUGGUACGAGGAAGGGGGUAGCCGAGCAGAAGGAAGAAGCAGGAAUGUAAAGCAAAGCAAAAGAUGGUGGCUUCCUAUGCCACAAGUACCCAUAGGUGGCCUCUCCGAUGGUGGAAGAAAGAAAUUGCUGAAUCAGGCAAAAUUGGUUCAUCAAAUUUUCAAGGCUGCCAAAUCGAUAAAUGAGACCAUCCUGCUUGAAAUGCCGAUACCAAAAAUCAUCGCUGAGGCACUUCCCAAGUCUGGAAAGGCUAGCCUUGGUGAGGAUCUUUAUAGGAUACUAAACAGAGUCCCCUCUUCGGCUGCUGGUAUGCUGAAAUCUCUGAGUUUAAAAUCUGAAAACAACGCCCUCGAUGCCAUUAACAGAUUGGAAGCAGCGAUACAUGCAUGGAAAGAGAAGAUCGAGGAACAUGACGCAGGUAAAUCUCCUGCAAGGACAUCAUGGUCAUUCAAGGACCCUAUUUUGGAACUUGAUAAGAUGGAGUUGUUAAUAAACCGGGCUGAAGAUCUUUCACGGGAAAUCCAUAUCAGAUAUCCAAACCUUCCUCAAAAGUUUCUAGAUGUCAUGAAAAUCCAAUACAGCAAGGAUGUUGCUCAUGCAAUCUUAGAAGCUUAUUCUCGUGUUCUUGGAAACUUGGCAUUCAGCAUACUGACAAGAAUCGGAGACAUCUGUCAGGAAGACGUUUUGAGUGAUCCCGAUUCGCCAAUGGCAACAAAUAGCGUUCCGGGGCUGAUGAUUCACGGGAUGUCGGGUUCGAAUAAUACAACACUAAUCGAUGAAAUGAAUAGCAUAGAGGGAAAGUUGGGUUCAUUACAAGCAGAAGAGGCUUCAAUUUUAAGUGAUGAACCAUAUACAAGAUCGGUGACAGCAACGCCUAGUAGAAUCUCUGGAUGUUGUCUUGGCAAAGAGGCUUAUUUCAUGUCCCCUACAGCCACCCCUUGAUCUUGAUCUUGAUCUGGAUGACAUCCUAAUGUUUUGUAAAUGAUGUUAUAUUAUGCUUAAUAUGAAACACCAAAUUA